AAGGUGCAGCCAGAAUAAGGUCCCCUCCACUUCACUGCCGCCGGACAGUUGCUAUACGCUCGUAGUAGGGGUUGUCCCGAUGGUACUGCAGCACUGACAAAUGGUGAGAUGCCGAGCGGAAGCCGCUGCCCGGACUGCGGCUCCUCUGAGCUCGUAGAAGAUUCGCAUUAUUCUCAGAGCCAGCUGGUGUGCUCCGACUGCGGCUGUGUGGUCACAGAAGGGGUCCUUACUACCACCUUCAACGACGAGGGCAACCUCAGAGAAGUGACCUAUUCUAGAAGCACCGGGGAAAAUGAACAAGUUAGUCGCAGCCAGCAACGAGAUCUCCGUCGAGUGAGAGACCUGUGUCGAAUUCUGAAGUUGCCCCCCACGUUCGAGGAUACAGCAAUCUCCUACUAUCAAAGGGCCUAUCAGCUGCCUGGCAUCCGAGAUGCUAGGCUACAGAAGAAGGAGGUGUUAGUUGGAUGCUGUGUUCUAAUCACCUGCCGGCAGCACAACUGGCCCCUGACCAUGGGAACCAUCUGCACCCUGUUGUAUGCCGAUCUGGAUGUGUUUUCAGGCACCUACAUGCAGCUAGUGAAGCUUCUGGGGCUGGAUGUGCCAGCUCUGUGCCUGGAAGAACUGGUGAAGUCUUACUGCAGCAGCUUCAGACUGUUCCAAGCUUCCUCACCCAUACCAGCCAAAUAUGUGGAAGACAAAGACAAGAUGCUGUCCCGAACGUUGCUGCUUGUGGAGCUGGCAAAUGAGACAUGGCUAGUGACUGGGAGGCAUCCCUUGCCUGUCAUCACUGCAGCCACCUUCCUGGCAUGGCAGUCUCUGCGGCCUUCAGCCCGACUGACAUGCUCUCUUGCCCAGUUUUGUAAAUUGGCCAAUGUGGACCUGCCCUACCCGGCUGCCUCUCGUCUGCAGGAGCUCCUGGCUGUGCUGCUUCAGAUGGCCAGCCAGCUGGCCUGGCUACGAGUCCUAAAGCUUGAUAAGCGGACUGUGGUGAAACACAUUGGUGACCUCCUCCAGCACCGCCACAUGCUGGUCCGCAUGGCUUUUCGAGAUGGAACAGCAGAAGCGGAGACCCAGGAGCAAGAGCAGGGAGAGCAAGGACAGCAAGAGGAGGCGGAGGACAGGACCUUCAAUUUGUCCAAGAGGAAACGCCCUUCUAGUCCUGCACCUCUCCUCCCACCUUGCAUGUUGAAGCCUUCCAAACGAACCCAUCCCACACCCUCCAUUUCUACAGUGACUGGGGAUGAGGACAUUUCUGAUAGUGAAAUUGAGCAAUAUUUGCGCACCCCUCAGGAAGUUAGGGACUUUCAGAGAGCCCAAGCUGCUAGCCAGGCAGCCAUGAGUGUCCCUAACCCUCCCUGAUGCACAUUCUUCAAAGUAUAUUCAGUAAUUCUAACUACAGUUUGUUCAUAGGCUCCUGUCGUGUUGCAAGAAGUAGAUGUAUAGGACCCUUGGAUAUUCCUUUCUUAUUUAAAGGAACCAUGAGUUGCGGUUAAUUGAACCCAGUGUCCUAGAGAUGUUUGGGGGUGUGUGGAAUGUCUGUGAGUUGCAAAGUCCUGUCCCUUGGUGCAGGUCAGCAAGUUGGCUGUCUAGAGUGUGGGAUGGAGUCCUCCUAAGACUGCUGAAGAUCCACCCAGCUCUCUUCUGCACUGAUGUGAAGUAAAUGCAUUCCUCAUGGUGUCGACCAUUACAUGAGCAGGAGCAGAGAGUCCCUGGCUUGUGUUUGGUCUAAGCUCUAGGAGUCUUACACUUUCAUAAGCUUCUUUACAUCACCAACAAACAGACCAGAGGUGAACUACCGUUGUUGCUCAAAGGGCUUUGCAAGAUUUUAAUAUAUUAAAACAAAGAGGCAUCUGCUAGAAAACAUUCUAUUGUAUAAAACCAGAACUUUGA
Cricetulus griseus (Chinese hamster) is the source of this 1890-nucleotide messenger RNA. The record is from RefSeq and is a predicted model, not a curated record. NCBI's taxonomy places the organism in Eukaryota, Metazoa, Chordata, Mammalia, Rodentia, Cricetidae.